AUGGCUUCAAAGCUCACAGGGUCCGUGAAAGACCCAAUGUCAAUGGCAUCUGAUUUGAUCCAUGAGUUUGUUUGCUCGCCGUGUGAAGAGGACAAGCUUAAUACUGAGGCCAAGUAUUUCUGUGGGGAAUGCUCGAAGUACUACUGUGACCAAUGCCUGACAUUUCACUCCAAAAUCCUUAAACAGCAUGCUGUUGUGGGCUGUGAUGAUGUGGACAAGUGGGUGGGGCAGGGCAACACUCUCAUUUCAUGUGACCUUCACCCUCGUAAGGUCAUUGAACUUCUGUGUGAGGACCACGAUGAGAUGUGCUGCCACCUCUGUGUGAGCUUGAAUCACAGGAUGUGCAGAAGCAUCAGCUUGAUCUCAGACCUGGCCAAGGGCAUACACAAGAUGGCAGACUUCAAGCAGCUUCCAUCUAAGGUUGCUAAUGUAACAACAAGUCUGAACCAGGUAAGAGAGGUCAGAAAGAAGAACCAAGGCUCCUUGAAGACCUCUGGCAAGUCCAUGCUGACAAAGAUCAAGGACCUGAGGAAGAAACUGAACCAGCUGCUGGAUGCACUGGAGAAGAAGACAGUGGAACAGAUGGACAUCGUCCUGGCUAACCUGAAUGACACACUAGAGAAGGACAUUGACUCCUGUACAAGCAUACAUGACCAGCUGAAGGCCUUGAUGGACACCAUCCAAGCCCAGUGCAAGGACGAUGAACCAAGCUCCUACAUUAGCUUCAGGAAGUGUGAAAAGAAGAUGGCAGAGGCCAAGAGCCUGCUCCAGGAGUUGUCCACCAAACCUGAACUGACUGCAACAUUCAAGUCUGAAACCACAAUUACACAACUGCUGUCUGAUUUUAACAUACUAGGCAUCGUCCAAGAAAUACAGAUUGGACAUCAGCUGUCCGAAAAUAAGUCCUCUAAACAUACUCAUAUCUCCAGGAUUUUCAAGACUGAGAAGAAAUCAACAUUCAAUGUGAAAAUCAAGCCGGAAACAAAUGUCUGUUCUAUUAUUGGUAUAACGGAACUUCCAACAGGAGAGAUCAUUCUUGCAGAUAAACGCCAUGACAAGGUGAAGGUAUUAAACAGGGAGUAUAAGGUAAUAGCCCAGUGUGAAGUUCCUAUAGAGCUCAAGGACAUAUGUCAUAUCACAGGAAAUCAGGUGGCUGUAGCAGUAAACUGGCCUGAAGCUGUCAGGCAUGAGGUCCACUUUCUCACUGUGUCAGCUGGCACCAUUACGAUGACAAGAAAGUUCUCAGUUGACCAUGACUGCACUUCCGUCAGGCACCAUGGGGAUAAGCUGUAUGUGGGCUCCAUAACAGCCCUGUACAUCUACACUAAAGCCGGCAAGCAAGUCAAGAAGAUACUUGAAAACAGAUCAGGCGGCCAGACAGUGAUUCACUUUGCUUUGAACCAAGAUGGCAAUAAAAUCUACAUCUGUAACCAUUACGAUCCAGAACUAUUUACAAUUGAUAUGAAUGGCAGCGUUCUAGCUACACUGAAGGAUCCAGACAUUCGUUUUGCCUAUGGUGUACAUGUGAGUGAGGAUGGCCAUGUAUUUGUGUGUUCAUGGCACAACAACAUGGUGGUACAGGUUGAUCAGGAAGGCAAGAAGAAGCUGGCCACACUGGUCAGAAAAGAAGAUGGUAUCAACUGUCCAAAGGCAGCUUGGUACAGCCCAUACACUGGCAGGCUCAUUGUUGGGGGAAAGCAAGAUAAUAUUCUGGUGGUGGAACUUCAGUAG
Mya arenaria is the source of this 1731-nucleotide messenger RNA. RefSeq lists its product as uncharacterized. Gene Ontology annotation, cellular component: chromatin; nucleoplasm. The record is from RefSeq and is a predicted model, not a curated record. The transcript has 2 exons. Bases 1 to 1731 code for a protein of 576 amino acids. Gene Ontology annotation, biological process: positive regulation of DNA-templated transcription. NCBI's taxonomy places the organism in Eukaryota, Metazoa, Mollusca, Bivalvia, Myida, Myidae. Gene Ontology annotation, molecular function: zinc ion binding; ubiquitin-protein transferase activity; protein binding.